AUGGCAAGAACCAAUAAGUACAACUCUCUCAACUUCAACGACAUAUAUGAAAAGAAGAUCGGCGCCACCAAGUCUAGCCGUUCAUCAUCAUCAUCGAUUUCUUCAACUACUCCCUCUACUAACAAAACCGUUCUCUCAAAUUCACGCAUCCAUGGAAACAUGCUUGUCUUGAGUCGCCCAUCUCCCAAACCCAUCGUUUCUCCUCGGCAACCAUCUCCUCCUCCUGCUACACAACCACCAGAUCAGCCUCCGGUGGAAUCGGACUCUAUUUCCCUCCGCCCACUUGGUCGAACUGGGUUGGCCCCACCGUUGUCUCAUCUGACGUUUCCUCUGAUACAGAGUAAGGAUUCGUCAGUGUUGCCAAAGACGAAUAGGUUUGUGCCCCCGCAUCUUAGACCGGGUUUCCACGGGAGGGAGGUGAAACUUGAACCGGAGAUUCAGAAGCAAACCGGAUGUGGUAUGCGGUCGAAUAUCCGGCAAGGCCUUUUACGGUCUCCGAUUUACAAACGGGAAGAAGGGAGGCCGAAAUCUGGUGGUGGGUAUGAAAGGGUAACGACAGGAUUUGAGGGGAAUCCAAAGGCGAUGAACCGCCCUAGAUCUAGUGGGUCGACUCGUCCCUAUUCAAGUGGAUGA
This is a messenger RNA of Cynara cardunculus var. scolymus (artichoke), 633 nucleotides long. RefSeq lists its product as uncharacterized. The transcript has a single exon. The coding region runs from base 1 to 633 and encodes 210 amino acids. The record is from RefSeq and is a predicted model, not a curated record. Lineage: Eukaryota; Viridiplantae; Streptophyta; Magnoliopsida; Asterales; Asteraceae.